Mercurialis annua (annual mercury) is the source of this 483-nucleotide messenger RNA. RefSeq names its product putative disease resistance protein RGA1. The transcript is spliced from 2 exons. The coding region runs from base 1 to 483 and encodes 160 amino acids. NCBI's taxonomy places the organism in Eukaryota, Viridiplantae, Streptophyta, Magnoliopsida, Malpighiales, Euphorbiaceae. The record is from RefSeq and is a predicted model, not a curated record.
AUGGCAGAAUCGCUUGUUUUCGAAGUCUUAGCGAAACUCUCGUCCCUCAUUUAUGAGGAAGUGAGUCUGUUGAAGGGUGUCCGAGGAGAACUUGAGAAGCUUCGAAGCAAUCUUCGAGCCAUCCAGGCUGUGCUUUCUGAUGCGGAAAACAGGCAAUGGAAGGAGGCUGUCGUCAAGCUAUGGUUGGAUAAGCUUAAAGAUGUAUCCUACGACAUUGAUGAUGUGCUAGACGAAUGGAGCACUGCAAUUCUCAAAGGAGAGAUGAACGAAAAAUCAGAUAAGCGAUCUUCCUCGCAAAUUCCUUUUCGUUAUGAAAUUGCCGAUAAGAUAACAAAAAUAAAUGUAAGACUAGAUGUUAUUGCCUGUGGAAAAGACAGGUAUAGCUUUAACCAACUCGUCGUUAACAAGGAACAACUAGUUGAGCAACGAAUCACCACCUCUGUUGUUAAUAGUACAGAGGUGAAGAGAAACAGAAAAUUGUAG